GAAAUCUCAUCAUCUGAAUCGUGAAAGAGAGAGGUAUCAACGCGAGAUAUAGAAGCAAGCCCUAAGCGUUAGAGAGAAAGCUGAAAAACACUGUGAUGGCACUCUCUGCUCGUCUCUUUUCCAAAUCCAAGUUGGUCUAUGGUAGUCAAAUACUUCUGCAGAAGGAGUAUGCUGUUCCUGUUCGUCGCUUUGCUAAAGAGUCUGAGCCUCCUAAGCUUAAGGGAGAUGAGAUGCUGAAGAACGUUUUUGUGGAGGUGAAGAACAAAUUUGAGACAGCCAUAGGAAUAUUAAAGAAGGAGAAGAUCACCAUAGAUCCAGAUGAUGCGGCUGCUGUUUCUCAUUAUGCAAAGGUCAUGAAAACAGUUAGAGAGAAGGCAAACUUGUUGUCAGAGUCCCAAGAAAUCCAAUCUACCAUUGACAUAGAGACACAAGAUAUUCCAGAUGCUCGAACUUAUCUAUUGACACUGAAAGAAAUAAGAACCAAGAGAGGUCUUACUGAUGAUAUUGGUGCAGAGGCUAUGAUGAUGGAUGCUUUAGAGAAAGUUGAAAAGGAGUUCAAGAAACCUCUACUGAGAAAUGAUAAGAAAGGAAUGGACCUUCUCUUGGCAGAGUUUGAUAAGAUCAAUAAGAAACUUGGAAUUCAAAAAGAAAAUCUACCAAAGUACGAAGAGGAGCUAGAAAACAAAUUAGCCAAAGCACAACUAGAGGAGCUGAAGAAGGAUGUUCUUGAGGCAAUGGACACUCAAAAGAAGAGGGAGGAAUUCAAGGAUGAGCCUGAAUCAGUUGAUGUCAAAACUUUGGACAUCCGAAACUUCCUUUAAAAUGUCUUCACGAUGUUUGCAUACAUUAGAAAUUAUUGCAUUUGGAUAAUGGUGAAGCCGUGUUUCUUCAAUAAGUAGACACCACUGAUUUUGAAGUGCAACACUGAUGCCAGUUUGAAGAUUCUUGAGUUUUCAAGGUCUUUGUAUUCCAAAUUCCAGCUUAAAACUGGAAGUUGAAGAGAUCAAAUUUUCGAAAAUUUUCUUUUGCCAGGUUGUUUCAAGUAUUUAUUCUUUUUGAUAUUAUGGUUGUUCCCAAUUCA
Gastrolobium bilobum is the source of this 1081-nucleotide messenger RNA. RefSeq names its product probable ATP synthase 24 kDa subunit, mitochondrial. The transcript has 7 exons. Gene Ontology annotation, biological process: pollen development. The record is from RefSeq and is a predicted model, not a curated record. NCBI's taxonomy places the organism in Eukaryota, Viridiplantae, Streptophyta, Magnoliopsida, Fabales, Fabaceae. The coding region runs from base 96 to 821 and encodes 241 amino acids.